GUCUGUUGGCUCCCCUGGGUGCCAUGGAGACCUGGCGGAAAGGCUCCUUCCGCAACGCCUCCUUCUUCAAGAGGCUGAGCCUGGGGCGGCCGAGACGACUCCAGCGACAGGGCAGCGUGCUCAGCCAGGCCAGCACGGCUGGCGGGGAUCACGAGGAGUACAGCAACCGAGAGGUCAUCCGGGAGCUUCGAGGGAGGCCAGAUGGACGGCGCCUGCCUCUUUGGGGGGACGAGCAGCCCCGGGCCACCCUGCUGGCCCCACCCAAGCCUCCUCGCCUGUACCGAGAGAGCUCCAGCUGCCCCAACAUCCUGGAGCCCCCACCUGCCUACACUGCUGCCUACACGGCUACCCUGCCCUCGGCGCUCUCCCUGGCGGGCACCCUCCACCACUACUCUGAAGAGGACCUUUUGGACACUCCCUUCCAGAAGACACCUGCCCCAGACCUGAGUGAUCCCUUCUUCUCCUUCAAAGUGGACCUGGGGAUUUCACUUCUUGAGGAAGUUCUACAGAUGCUGAGGGAGCAAUUUCCCAAUGAACUUAGCUUCUGAAUGGAGUGCAUGGAAGGCAGAGGUGGGGUAACUGGAAGAGCUGGAAGCCUGGAGGCCCAGGGAAGGAGGAUACAGUUGCAGAUUAAGAAAAGGUAGGGACAGAAAUCCAGGAUCCUGCCUUCCUUCCGGGUCCUGAACAGUCUUCCAGGUUAUCCUGGAGCAGAGGGACAGAGGCAAGCCGUAGGAAAUGUCUUGAGGGGGUACUUGCUGGCGGGAGCCCUGAAGGCAGCUGGCUAAGCUGGGGAAGGGAGGCCAUGCCUGUAACCACGGGGACAAGGCAGAGGCCAGCAGAGGGGGAGGGGAGCACCAGGGGUGAGUCAGGGAGUGGAGGACUCACACUGAGCAGAUCAGAUGGGUGCCCUGCAGCAGCUCCUCUGAAGCCACUGUUUAUAGAGAGACGUUACAGGGCAGGUCUAGGCAAAAGUGGUCUGACCCAGGCCAAAGAGGAAAGUGGGGAGACCUGAGGGAAGAGCCACUAAGGACAUGUGGUUGUUCAGACUGAAAUGAGGUAAAAUUAAAAAUUUAGUUCCCUGGUUACACUGGCCACAUUUCAAAUAUCCAGCAGCCACACGUGAUUAGCGGCUACCACAUUGGACAGCGCCAGUUGCAUGUAAACAUCACUGGAGAAAGUCCUGUUGGACAGCACUGGCAGAGACCAGGGCCCGGAGCCACCAGUGCCAUGGUGGGGUCGGGGGGAAACAUCUGGGGGAGGAAAGGGCUGGCAGAGCAGGAAGAGUGAGGCAUACAGAGGUGCAGAGUAGACUCAGGAAAAAGGCCACACAAAUCAUUUCCAGAAAAGAGACACGAGAGACACACUGCCAACAGAGCUGCCCAGAGCAUGCCCUGGUGCCCGAGGAAGGUGUCUGUAGGGAAUGCCAGCCAAAGGCACAGACACGGCUUGCAAACGGGUGCUCGGAGAGUUCCCAGAAUUACUAGUGAUGGGAGCCCUUGAGAAAUGUAGCAGAAAGAGUGGCAGAUUUCCCUCCUUCUUGCCCUGGGAGCACCGGACUGGAUCAGAGGAUGGACACGAAACUCGUAGCUGUUACCAUAAAGAGGCUCAGCUGGUCUCCAGAACUGUCCACAGGAUUGGGGAGCCCUGCCUUGCCCAAAUCCCCCGAUGAUGGGGACUGCCGUGCAGGGCUGAGCCCCCUGGGUCAAGGCCAUAGGCUCUGCUACUGCCCUGCCCUGUGGCCUGGCCAGAAGACUUGAAACCAGAGCCCAAAUUGGCUGGGCCAUGUGGUUUUGACACUCCAGGCCUUAUCAAGCGUGGCAGAGGGGGAGAGGAAGCUUCAACGCACACUGCUUCCAUACC
Messenger RNA from Lynx canadensis (Canada lynx), 1860 nucleotides. It is a transcript of the gene CB3H15orf62, whose product is annotated as chromosome B3 C15orf62 homolog. The record is from RefSeq and is a predicted model, not a curated record. Lineage: Eukaryota; Metazoa; Chordata; Mammalia; Carnivora; Felidae.